This is a messenger RNA of Owenia fusiformis, 1619 nucleotides long. NCBI's taxonomy places the organism in Eukaryota, Metazoa, Annelida, Polychaeta, Sabellida, Oweniidae. The record is from the annotation of a GenBank genome assembly.
UUUAUGACCAACCCAUUAAGAUAUGAAAGGAAUAGUGGCAGUACCAAUGGCGAUUCUACACCGUGUCUGUUAUGUUGCGUUUGUGCUGAUUUAUGAUAAUUUCCAAGUUAUUGCCGAAGAGGGAUCGAUGAUAGAUGGCGCCAGAAUACCUGAUACUGUGACACCUUUUAGAACACCGGUGUGUGCUGACAUCAUGCUGUUAUUUGACACCUCGUGUUCCAUCAUCGAGCCUGACAAGGAAAGAAUAAUCGAUGUUGUUAAAAGAUUCUACUCAGCCAUUAAUUCUGUGCCUAUGGAUGACACCAGUGAAGGUUCAGUGAGGCUCGGGGCGGCAACAUUCAGCAAGGGUAUUGGUCACCAGUUCUUUCUUAAUGACAACAUUGGGAGCGACGCCAUCCUAUCAGCGCUUUCCAGCACAAACAUGUCCGAUCUUGGCUGUAAGACCCACACCCACCAUGCUAUUGAGAGUCUUUAUACAACAUACUUUGGCAAUAGUAGUCUUGGUGACCGUGAUGAUGCUGAAUACCCAAAUGUUGCACUCAUCUUUACGGAUAGUAGAUCGUUUCCGAAGCGCAACGAGAAAAAGGCCAUUGCCAAUGCUGCUAUAGCCAAGGAGAAAGGAAUACACAUCGGAAUUGUGUUGGUGCCUAACAAAUUUGGGAAGCCUCCGAGAGAAAAGGAGGUUGAGAUGGUUCCUAGUGACCCUGUAGAAGACAAUACAUACGACAUAGACAAUGAUGAACUCAUCGAGGAACUAAACGGAGACAUGUCACGAAUGUUUCCCUGUCCCCCAAUUAUGAUGUCAGACGAAAGAGUUUGUGCUGAUGUGCUGUUCAUAUUUGACAUAAGUUGCAGCAUAAUGGAAGCCCACAAGCAGGCGUCGCUGCAGGUUGCUAGAGAAAUAGUUCAGCUUGUCGUUGGAGAUGUUCGAUACUCUGCCAUGACAUACGAUGAGGAUGCCUAUCUACAAUUUAGCAGUUCGGAACAUGGAGGGAACAUACAGGCGGUACUUGAUGACUUAACAGGAAUGGACAUGGCUGAAGUAAAUUGCAAAACAAAAACUCACUCGGCAUUGGCCUAUACCUUGGAUUUUGUGUUUAAUGAUAAUAAGUCAAUUGACAGAGACGAUAAAACCUACCCUGAUAUUGUUAUUCUGUUCAAUGAUGGCCUAACUGCUCCUCUGAAGGAGAGAGACAGAACAAUAGAAGCAGCCAGAGCUUUGAAAAACAAUGGGAUUGACAUUUUCUUAGUUAAACUUUGGAACAAUCGGGGUAAAGAUGGCAGGCCUGAGUUCCAGGCAAUACCUACAUUCCAAGAGUACCUCUUACCUGGUAUAAACCAAGGCUUCCUCGAUGAUGAUCCCAGAAGUGUGGCUGGUGUUGCAGACAACAUUGCUAUGCAAUUAAACAGAUAUCAAUGUCCUACCUGAUACUGAUCCAGGGGACUCGAUCAGAUGUUCAUAUUAUCAUACACCAAGUCCAUUUUGAAACUCAACUAUGCGUUUUACAUGUUGUAAAAUAAGUACUUAGUAUAACCUUUUAUUGUAAUAAACUAAGCCUUUCCUCAUUUUAUAAAUUCAUAUUUAUUUGUACAUUUAAAUGUUUUUCCUUGAUGUCUGU